AUGGCAACCGCGAACAUGCGUAGGAAUACACUGGAGUAUGCAACCAUGAGCUAUCUCCCAAAUCUAUUUAUCCUCACUUGUAAAAAAAUGAGUAACAUUAUCGACACUAGUGCGACUUUCCUGCAUAAUUUUUUAAUUCAAGUGAAGAACUUUGCUUCGAGACAAUCAUUGCGCUUUCACGUCGUAAUAUAUAAUAUCCUCCUCAUUGUAUUUCUAUUAUUUUUGCUAAUAAAAUGCAGGAAUAAAUGUAGACGCACCAAAGGGCGAGACCCCUCCUUACGAGUUGCUUACGAGCAGGUGGAUGCACUCCCCACGGAGGGAAGUAGCAAAGAGGGGGGACAAAGCCAAAGCAGGGGGGUAAGUAAAAGACAGGGUGGAAGCCAAAGCAGGGGAGAAAGCAACAGAAGGGGGGGGAGCAAAACCAGAGAUGGAAACCAAAGCAGGGGUGGAAGCCAAAGCAGGAGUAGAAACCAAAGCAAGAGUCGAAACAAGAGCAGGAGCGGGAGCAAACGGAAGGCACAAAUCACAAAUAAGAGUCGCGCAACAAUCAAGGGGCGAGCCAGAAGCAGAACACCAAACACUAGUAAAGGGAGAAACGCAAGCAAAGAGAAAAAACCUCCAAAGAGCAACCCCAAUAGAAGUAGCCACUUCGAAGAAGAGAAAAACGUGGCGAGCAGACUAAGCAGCUUAAGGUCCAGAGCGAGAAAUCAAAAUAAUGUCCAACGAGAAAACUCCCCUAUAAAUACAAAACCAAGCAGAAGAACAGGAAUAGAAAUGACACAUAGGAAUAAGAUGGUGACAUCCAAUUCGUUAGGCAACGUGUCUCUGCCUUAUGUUGAUAUAUCCAAUGCUCACUUGAAUUUAAAAGAAAAGGAAAAAAAAAAGAAAGCCACAUUGAAAGAAAAAAAAAAAAAUUAG
Messenger RNA from Plasmodium inui San Antonio 1, 918 nucleotides. RefSeq lists its product as hypothetical. The record is from RefSeq and is a predicted model, not a curated record. Lineage: Eukaryota; Apicomplexa; Aconoidasida; Haemosporida; Plasmodiidae. The transcript has a single exon. Bases 1 to 918 code for a protein of 305 amino acids.